Hymenoscyphus albidus is the source of this 637-nucleotide messenger RNA. NCBI's taxonomy places the organism in Eukaryota, Fungi, Ascomycota, Leotiomycetes, Helotiales, Helotiaceae. The record is from the annotation of a GenBank genome assembly.
AUGUCUCUCAUCCCCAAGACCGUCUUCGUCAUCUUGUUUGCGACGUUCCUCCCGGCAACCCACGCCGUUUCUCUUGAAUCUCUUGGACUUGUUGGCCAUCUCGUUCAACCACUCCCUAUUGCUGACUACCCGGCUCCAGAAUUGGUCACCAAUCAUCCGUCAACCGAGUGUGAGAAAAUCAAUGGAGGCUCAAGAUUGUGCUGUCAAAGUACUUUUGAUGGUGGUGUACCCCUUGUCAAAGAGCUUGCACCGAUCAUUGGUUUUCGCCUAAAUCACAAUAGCGUCAAUGGAAUCUACUGUAAGUCUUGUUUUUCAUCCACUUCCAACCAGAGUAAUCUUCCAAAUUUAUCUACUGCGCUCACAUGGUGCGGCAAUGGCACUGCUGGCUGAUACUGUUAUGCUUAGGUAAGAAGGAUGCGGAAUGUGCUGUCGGUGAGGAUUUAUGCUGCCAAGUCGACUCCUUUCCAAAUGUUAGUCUCCCACACAUUGGAAAUCAAAACGUUCCAUCGUGUGCAGCUUCAAUUUCUAACUUUAUCAGCAGGUUAUCCCAACUCUCUUGAACCUCGCGAUGUACUGUCAAAGUCACCCCGCAGAAAUGAUUUCAACCAAGCCUUCAACACCACCAAAGGCCUACUGA